AUUUAAGCACCCCUUGCUCACCUCCUAUCCACCAACACAAAUCACUUGCAAAACCAACACAAACACAACACAAGCAACACACACAAGCUUCUCCUUCCAAAAUACUCCUCAACUAGCUAAGUCUAAGCUUCAUCGAUCCAAGCAAGCUAAGCCAUGGUGCUCCAACACAGUGAUCGCAUGGACAGCCUCUUCUCCCCACAGACGAGCUGGGUGAGCGGCCCGAUCAUCGUGGGCGCCGGGCCGUCGGGGCUCGCCGUGGCGGCGAGCCUGCGGGAGCAGGGCGUGCCGUUCACCAUGCUGGAGCGCGCCGACUGCAUCGCGUCGCUGUGGCAGAAGCGCACCUACGACCGCCUCAAGCUCCACCUCCCCAAGCAGUUCUGCGAGCUCCCGCGCAUGGCGUUCCCGGCGCACUACCCGGAGUACCCGACGCGCCGCCAGUUCAUCGACUACCUCGAGGACUACGCCGCCGCGUUCGACAUCAACCCGCUCUUCGGCCACACCGUGCUCUCCGCGCGCUACGACGAGACGUCCGGCCUGUGGCGCGUGCGCGCCUCCUCGUCCGCCGGCGCCGAGAUGGAGUACAUUGGCAGCUGGCUCGUCGUCGCCACCGGCGAGAACGCCGAGAGCGUCGUCCCGGACAUCCCCGGGAUCGAUGGGUUCGGCGGCGAGGUGGUGCACGUCGCCGACUACAAGUCCGGCGAGGCGUACCGCGGCAAGAGGGUGCUCGUCGUCGGGUGCGGCAACUCCGGUAUGGAGGUGUCGCUGGACCUGUGCGACCACGGCGCACGCCCGGCGAUGGUGGUGCGCGACGCCGUCCACGUCCUCCCCCGGGAGGUGCUCGGCAAGUCCACGUUCGAGCUCGCCGUGCUGCUCAUGGCGUGGCUCCCGCUCUGGCUCGUCGACAAGAUCCUCGUCCUCCUCGCCUGGCUCGUCCUCGGCAACCUCGCCAAGCUCGGCAUCCGCCGCCCCGCCACCGGCCCGCUCGAGCUCAAGAACACCACCGGCCGCACCCCGGUGCUCGACUACGGCGCCCUCGCCAGGAUCCGCUCCGGCGAGAUCACCGUCGUCCCCGGCGUCGCCCGCUUCGGCAGGGGCUUCGCCGAGCUCGCCGACGGCCGCGUCAUCGCCCUCGACGCCGUCGUCCUCGCCACCGGCUACCGCAGCAAUGUGCCCCAAUGGCUCCAGGGAAAUGACUUCUUCAACAAGGACGGGUACCCAAAGACGGCGUUCCCCAACGGAUGGAAGGGUGAGUCGGGGCUGUACGCCGUCGGCUUCACCCGGCGCGGCCUCUCCGGCGCCUCCGCCGACGCCAUGCGCGCCGCCAAGGACCUUGCCAGGGUGUGGAAGGAGGCGACGAAGCCAACCAAGAAGAGCACGGCGUGCCACCGGAGGUGCAUCUCCGUCAUCUUCUAAGCCGCCGCCGGCCACCGUUGCUACUGCUACUCGAUCCAUCAAUCCCCUUGGUUAAAUUCGUUGUUGAUUAAGAUUGGUUCUUUCUUUCUUUCUUGAAGAAUUAAAUUAAAUUAAGCUAGGAGAGUGUGAUCAUACUACGUUGCUAGGUUAGUGAUAUUGUAGGACACAGCAGUGAGAGUGGGAGAGUAUAAAAAAAAAUAAGGUUAAUUAUUUGAGAGUUGAAAAAAAAAGAAAGAAAAAGAGAGACAAGGUGGAGCCCUCUCGUCAGUGGGAAGUGAGAGCCCUAGGGGAUUUUUACUGCAGCUAGAGGCGUCUGGUGUACAGAAGAAGUGAGCUUGCCAGUUGAUGGAAGAUGAGGCUCUUGUCAUUGACCUAUUGUUUCUUUUGUUCUAUAUAUGUAUGUAUAAUCUUAUAUAAUAUCCCCUACUAGUAGUAUGUAGUGGCCUUAAUUAAUCUGAUGAUGAUGAUUAGUAGUAGUAGUAGUAGUAAGCACCUCUUAGUUUAGUUGUUACUGCCUCUCCAGUGACAGUUCUUUUGUAAUCUUUGCAAUCACCUUUUGUAACUCCCUUUGUAUAACAACUCUUUACUUGAGAGUUGAGAGUGAAUAUAUAUAUAACUAGUGUAAUGUUUUGCUUGAUUUUUACCA
Messenger RNA from Oryza sativa Japonica Group (Japanese rice), 2059 nucleotides. RefSeq names its product probable indole-3-pyruvate monooxygenase YUCCA5. Gene Ontology annotation, molecular function: flavin adenine dinucleotide binding; NADP binding; N,N-dimethylaniline monooxygenase activity. The record is from RefSeq and is a predicted model, not a curated record. Lineage: Eukaryota; Viridiplantae; Streptophyta; Magnoliopsida; Poales; Poaceae.